AUGCCGACGUCGAUAGCAGCACCGUCAGCUGCAUCGGAUGCGAUGGCACACGGCUCGCUUGCCUCGCUCAUCCACAAUGCGGCUCAGUCGGCUGAUUCACCCAUUUCGGCCGAUGCGCUCUCGACCAAGGAGUCGGCUUCCUACAUUCGAUCGCUCUCCAACUUCAGCCUUUCUGACUUACGAGCCCAGCCGCAGCAGCUCCAGUCCAAAUCGGAAGCGCUUCACCAGCAACUUUCGGAGCUCUGCAUCUCCCAAACCGACGCUUUCAUCCAUAUUCAGCAAGCAGAACAAGAAUUCAGCCCCUUCCUCGACUCGCUCUCCACUCAUCUCGAUGAUCUUAUCACUCAGACUUUGCCGGAUCUGCAAAAGGCCGCUGACGUCUUUGAGGCUGCCAGCAAACCCGUGCUGGCCGAACGCGAACGUCUGCAAAACGUCACCGACCAAUACGAGCGUGGCCAUCUCUCUGACCUGCUCGAAAUUCCCACGCUCAUUCACACCUGCGUCAAGGCUGGUCAGCACUCCGAUGCGAUUCAGCUAGCAGAGCAUCUCGUCGGCCUUCUCAACUCAUUAGGUGACGCUCAUGUCGCACACGAUGACCUAGGAGCUUCCGUUCACACUUCGGGCCUCAACCAUGGCCAACGCAGCACCUAUUUCUCGCUUCUCAUCGAAGCACUUUCGCACCUGUCGACCAUGAAGAACGACCUUGUAUCGAGCUUCUCCAGUCCCGGCCUCAAGCUGCCCGCAGCACGUAGAUCCGUCUCUAUCCUUCGCAAGCUCAACACCUUCGAGUCUCAGCUCUCCCAAAUUGCAGAUCGGCAUGUGGUACUGGCUUCAGCUCAGUCCAAUCUACUCGCAGUCUCACUUGGCAUGAGCGAAAAUCAGCUCUGCCUCGCGUUCCUCAAAGCAAGGAUCCGAUCCUUUUACUCUGCUCUCGACGCCAUGGGCUCUCCCUCCUCCUUCUCUAGCGAGGCCUAUCUCCGCAGGUACAUCGACCUCUGGCGCGAAGAGAUGGCCGACACUCUCGGUAUGGCCUUCCCUCUGUUCAUCGACGAGUCUUCCUCCUCUUCGCAAGCGCGGAGCAGUGAUACGUCGCAGCCUGACAUGGUCACUCCUGCUCAUCUGCUCUCGUCGUUCGCAACAUCAGGUCUCGUGCGUCUGCGCGACACUGUUUCGGUGCAGCUUCAAGUAGCCGCUCGUAAGACUGAUCCGUCUUCAUCUGCUUCGAGUAGCCUAGAGACGCUCGCCGAAACAUUGGCCAACAUCCAUACCCAGCUCAGCUACGCAUCGGUCUCUUUGACGCGAUUCGGCUUCGACUUUGGCAAGCUCCUCUUCGCUCCCGCCCUCUCUGCUGGUGCUGAGGAGACUACGACCGCCCUCAGCUCGAUAGAGGCUAUCUGGCUUGAUGUUCUGUCUCGUUCGCUGGAUCAGACUUUCGCGAGUCUGCAUGGCCAGCUCGACCAACACAUGCAGUCCAACGAGACUUCGCUUCCCUCCCGGUGGUUCACCUCCUCAAAGCUUCCGCGGUCCGCGCUGGAAGACCUCUACAGCGUCUCUGCGGACAAUGCGGAAAUGUCAGCCUACGACGACUUCUCGCGACCCAACAUCGAGCUGGUCGACUAUCCGCUAUUCGCCAAGUUGCUGAACCAGCUCAUGGACUGGAUCAACGCGCUGCAAGUCUUUGCACCUGUCUCUCUUGCCUCGAUUCUUUCGCAGACAUUGGAUCGCCAUCUGGCAAGCAUCACUCAGCGCUUGCUCACGCAAACACCCAAAUCCAUCGCCAAGCUCGACAGGAACGUGCCUUACGCCGAUCUGCUGCUGGCGGACCAAGAUGCUCAGUCUCUCCUGCUGCACCUCGACGACGAACCCGUCGUGAGACAAGGGCUCCAAAAACAGCUCAUCCAAGACCGAGAGAGUGCCAUCCUGGGCAAAGUGCUUGGCAUGUGGCAUUCCUCCGUCGUCUCGUGGACCUUGCAGGUCGUCCAAUCGCAGGUUUUCGAUCUUUCGGACGGAACAGGCGCUCGAGAAGCCGACUCAGCCUGGAAUCAGGCUCAGGAGUGGAUCAGCUCGACGCGAUCAAACAUUCUGCAAUCCAGCAAGCAGAGGCGGCUCGAUGCCACCCGAAGGCAGAAAGCUCAUGAUGAUGCAGUGGAGGCGGCACGCGUCGAGGCAGAGGAGCAGGUCCGUCGUGAAGCCGAAGAGGCGGCCAGGAAGAAGGCAGAAGAAGAAGCAAGGCAGCAGGCUGAAGCGGAAUCAAAGCGCAAGGCAGAAGAGGAGGCAAAGCGCAAGGCUGAAGAAGAGGCAGAGCGCAAGAAGAAGGCCGAGGAUGAAGCAAAGAAGAAGGCUGCGGACGAGGCUAAGAGGAAAGCCGAAGAACAGGCCAACAAGAAGGCCGAGCAAGAGGCCAAGAGGAAAGCGGAAGAAGAGGCGAGGAAGGAGGCCGAUGCCGAGGCAAAGAGAAAGGCCGAGGAGGAGGAGGAGCAGGCAAGGCUUAAGGCCGAAGAAGAGAAGAAGAAGAAGGACGAAGCUGAAGCUGCCCGCCUCAAGGCCGAAGAAGAGGAGCGACUCAAGGCCGAAGCCGAGGCUCAGGAGGCACUUGCAAGGAAGAAAACCGAGGAGAACGCUGCCGAAGCCAAAGCCGAACAAGAAGCUCGCGAAGCUGCAUCGAAGAAGAAGGCCAAGGAGGAAGCUGCAGCAGCCAAGGCUGAGGCCGAAGCUCAGCAGGCUGCUAGGAAACAAGCCGAGGAGGAAGCUGCCAGGGCCAAAGCCGAGAACGAUGACCAGGAAGCAGCGUCGAAGAAGCAGGCCGAGGAGGCAGCGGCGGCCAAAGCGGCCAAAACGAAGGCAGACGAGCUCGCGCGAUCCGAAGCAGCCGGGAAGCAGGCCCAGGAGGCUGCGAAAACCGUCGCAGAUCAACCAGCCGCAGCCGACGCCUCCAAGCACACAGAACAAGAGCCAGGCGCCGUGCCCUCUGAAGCAGCUGCGCCUCAAGCUGUUGCCCAGACCCAAGCCGAAACUCAGGUUGCGGCCGAGCCACAAGGGGCACCCUCAAUGCAGAUACCAGCUAGCGCUCCUGAGCAACGCAGCUCGUCUCCAGCACCCAAGAAGUUCAGCCUCGCCGACAAGCUUCGGCAGCGCAAAGAGGAGCGAGAUCGAGCUGCGGCGGCAGCAGCCAAGGCGGCCGAGCCGGAGGAUACCGCAAGUGCAGCUGAUCCAGCAGUCGAGCCGAAGCAAGCACAGUCUGACAGCAAGACGGGUGCUGAAGCAGAGGCAUCAAAGCAGGGAGUGCAGAAGGAGGCGUCGGCUUCACUUUCUGAGGGCACAAAGGCUGAGUCGUCCAAGGAGGGGGUGGAAGAGCCUUCUGUCUCGCAACCUGACGCCGUCGAGACUGUCAAGGCGGAGGCUGUCGGGGAAGAGGCAGCCGACGAAGGCGAAGCGGACGAAGAAGACGAUAAGGCAGCCGAUGGGGAGGAGAGCGGAGGAAACACCCCUGCUACGCCAACAACACCGAACCCGGCAGACGGCAACGGUGGCGGCAGCAGCAAGAAGAAGAAGAAAAACAAGAAGAAGAAGAAGUAG
Messenger RNA from Kalmanozyma brasiliensis GHG001, 3576 nucleotides. Its product is annotated as Conserved oligomeric Golgi complex subunit 8. Bases 1 to 3576 code for a protein of 1191 amino acids. Lineage: Eukaryota; Fungi; Basidiomycota; Ustilaginomycetes; Ustilaginales. Gene Ontology annotation, cellular component: COG complex. The transcript has a single exon. The record is from RefSeq and is a predicted model, not a curated record. Gene Ontology annotation, biological process: intra-Golgi vesicle-mediated transport.